Messenger RNA from Aspergillus versicolor CBS 583.65, 1529 nucleotides. Its product is annotated as thiamine diphosphokinase. NCBI's taxonomy places the organism in Eukaryota, Fungi, Ascomycota, Eurotiomycetes, Eurotiales, Aspergillaceae. The transcript is spliced from 3 exons. The record is from RefSeq and is a predicted model, not a curated record. Gene Ontology annotation, molecular function: thiamine diphosphokinase activity; ATP binding; thiamine binding. Gene Ontology annotation, biological process: thiamine metabolic process; thiamine diphosphate biosynthetic process. The coding region runs from base 193 to 1119 and encodes 308 amino acids.
GUAUUUUCAACCUUAUCUUAACCCGAUAUAACUAGCUUGAUAGAUAUACCUAGUCAUCAUAUUUGCUAUCUUUCGAAUAUUAUUGCCUACCGAGCCCAAGGGUUUGUCUAACUUAGGCUAAACCGCGCCGUCAGUCACGAUAUACGAAACCGCACCUAGAAAGACGGACACAGCUCAAUAUCCACACUAACCAUGGAAUGGGAUCCAACCCAAUUCUUCCGCGGGGAUGAAUCAAUCCCACCGCAUCCAUUUGUGCUUCUGGUCCUAAACCAUCCAAUCAACGAGACUGCACUCGCCAUUUUGCGAAAACAUGCCCUUGAAACCGUCUGCGCCGACGGCGGGGCGAACUGGUUCUUCGAGUCCGCGAAGUCACGAGGCGAGGAGAGUCUUGAUCUUCCCUCAACCAUAAUCGGCGACCUGGACUCCAUCCGCCCAGAGGUGCGGACGCACUACGCAAACCUGGGCGUGAACAUCAUUGAGAUCGACGACGAGUACUCAACAGAUUUCACCAAGAGUAUUAGCCAUAUCCGUCAGAAUGAGGAGGACAUCCUUUCUCGUUAUGCGCAUCAGAAUGGGAACUCUGACGAGAGGUUACGUCUAUCCGUUCUCGUCCUGGGCGGGUUGGGCGGCCGCGUAGACCAGGCAUUCUCGCAGAUCCAUCAUCUGUAUGAGGUGAGCCAGAGCCAGAGCCAGAGCCAAAAUCAGACUCAAACACAGACACAACGGAACUCUGAUGGAAAGAUCUACCUCAUCUCCGAGGAAAGUAUCACAUUUAUUCUUCAACCGGGGAAGAAUAUCAUCCAUGUCCCGCGGACGAACAGACCACAACCAAACCAAUCAUCAUCAUCACCACAAUCAGAAAUAAUAUCAAGAAACUCAAAAGAGGAAGAAUUCAUCCUCGAAGAAAACGUCGGCAUAAUCCCCAUCCUGGGCCCCGCACGAAUCACGAUAUCUGGAUUCGAGUGGGACGUUGAAGACUGGAAGACCGAAAUCGGGGGUCAGCUUAGCACGAGUAACCAUAUCCGCGCCGACACUGUGCAGGUACAGACGGGUGUCCCUAUUUUGUUUACCUUGGAGUUAGCAAGGAGGUUGAAGCGCGGGGCUGGGCUGAAGUCAUGACCAUGACCGUGACCAUGAGUUUGGUUGAAAAUGGGUUGGAUUUUUUUUUUUUUCAUUUUCAUCCGUUGCACGAGACUUGUGACUAUAUACAAUAUAGAAUUAGUUGAAGAAUGAGACGGAAAACAAAAAGCAAUAUAGAGAAGUCGGGUGCAUUAAAUCCUUUCCUAACCAGCAUAAAAAAAAGGCGCCUGUCCCGCAUAAAAGCAUCAAGAGGCAAGAAGGGAACCUAAGAACUGUACACUGUACAUAUAUCCUCAUCCCAUCCCAAGAAGGCCAAAAAAUAACUAGUAGCAAUCCCAUUCUCAUCGCGCCGGAAUAAACCUGAAAACCAAGAAAGCAAGGAUAUCAAUAAUCUUGAGCACCCGAUGAUCAAAUCCUGGAAAAGGCCACACACACACACACACACACAC